Messenger RNA from Nerophis lumbriciformis (worm pipefish), 3228 nucleotides. The record is from RefSeq and is a predicted model, not a curated record. NCBI's taxonomy places the organism in Eukaryota, Metazoa, Chordata, Actinopteri, Syngnathiformes, Syngnathidae.
AUGCCAAAAGCCCUGAAAAAGUCGGGUGCCUCUCAAACGUCCAUCAGCAGGUACUUCGGAGGACUUGGCAGCAGCGCCUUCAAAACGCAAACGGGUCGUGAUCACCCGAAAGGCAAGAAGCGCGUCCCCCAGCACUCGGAUGACGAACUCCCUUCCAAGCAAGCCAGGCUCUCCCUGCAGGUGGAUGAUGGAGGUCUUGACACAGCACCCACUCGCAGAUCUGCAGAGCAAAAACCGUCCUUAAACAAAGGACCAGUGGGAUUGUGCCCUUCCACCUUGGAGAGGCUGAAAGGCUUCAGCUGCACGAAUGAGCCCAGUGGUGGGAACUGCGUUAUUGUGACUCAUGUGAAGGAGGCAGGCAGGGAUCGUCAUGGCUCUCCUGCUAAUGUCCAAAGUCAACACAGCAAUGAUGACCAGCUCAUGGAGAAUGAGGGAGAACAGCAUUCAACCCAGACACUCUGCUUUUCUCAAUUUGCCAAGCGAGGAGGAAAUGCGUCGGAGGUCAGUUUUCCAUCAGACAGGCGCUCAAAGAGUGUGUACACUCCUCUGGAGCAGCAGGUCAUCCAGCUGAAACAGCAGUACAAGGACGCCUUGUUAGCUGUGGAGUGUGGAUACAAAUACAGGUUUUUUGGAGAGGAUGCAGAGAUUGCAGCAAAGGAGUUGAAUAUCUUCUGUCACCUGGACCAUAACUUCAUGACGUGCAGCAUCCCCACACAUCGAUUAUUUGUGCACGUCAGGCGACUGGUGUCCCACGGGCACAAGGUGGGUGUCGUCAAGCAGACCGAGACUUCUGCCAUCAAAGCAUCAGGGGUCAAUAAGAACACUUUGUUUAAACGGCAACUAAGUGCACUCUACACCAAGUCCACGCUGGUGGGAGAAGAUGUCAACCCAGUGCGCAGUGCAGACGACGUGACGGAGGGCGGGAGUCAGGAUGCCAUGUCGGAGCCUCCUGACAGCAUCCUGUUAUGUAUCAGUGAAAAUUGGGACAAGUGGAAGAAGCAGCUGACUGUUGGGCUGGUGGCAGUUCAACCCAGCACAGGAGAAGUGCAGCUGGAUUCUUUUCCUGACGGUCAUUCUCGCUCUGAACUGGAGAGCCGUGUCUUGAAGAUAAACCCUGUAGAGAUCCUGGUGCCCUCUGACCUCUCAGCACAGACUCAUAAACUGUUGCAAAGCAUCAGCAAUGCCAGUACUCAGGCUGACGACAAAGUGCGUGUUGAAAAGAGGGACAGCACCCAGUUUGAGUUUGCUUCUGCAAUGAACACAGUCACUGAAUUCUAUUGCCACAAUCAGGUUGAAGGUUGUCGCUCUCUAUCUAAUGUGGCAUCAUUAGAGAGCCCAGUGAUCUGCUGUUUGGGUCCUCUCAUCCAGUACCUCCAAGAGUUCAACUUGGAGAGAGUGCUUAGAAGUGAAAGCUACUUCCAACGUCUGACGAGUGAGUCACAGGGAAUGAUCCUCAGUGCGUCCACCCUCAGGAACCUGGAAGUCCUUAACAAUCAGACAGAUGGUGGUGUGAGGGGCAGUCUGCUGUGGGUGUUGGACCACACGCGCACUCCAUUUGGGAGGAGGCUCAUGAGGAAGUGGGUGACUCGUCCUCUUACAGACCCACAGUCAAUCUCGGAACGGCAGGAUGCUGUGCAGGAAAUCCUGGAGUCUGAUUCUCUCACAUUAAACUCCGCAAAAUCCCUGCUGGUGCAUUUACCUGAUCUGGAGAGAGGCAUUUGCAGCAUUUUCAACAAAAAGUCCUCCACGCAGGAGUUUUACCUCAUCAUCAGCAGCCUUUGCUGCCUGGCACUAGAACUGCAGGCCCUGCUACCAGUUAUUCGAGCGCAGGUCCAAUCCGGGCUCAUUCGAGGUCUCCUGCUGGACACUCCAGACCUUUUAGCACCGGCCCACGGCUUCCUCGGCGUGCUCGACGAAAAGGCAGCCAAGUGUGGGAAUAAGACAGAACUCUUCUCCGAUCUGUCAGCUUUCCCGCUGCUGCGGGAAAGAAGAGAGCAAAUACAGGAAGUUCUACUACAGAUUCAGAAUCAUCGCAGAGAUGUCCGACUUGUCCUGAAAGCCCCUGCCCUCGAUUAUAUCACUGUGUCAGGACAGGAGUUUCUGAUUGAAGUGAAGAACUCGCAGUCCUCCAUUGUCCCUUGUGACUGGGUCAAAGUCAGCAGCACCAAGUCAGUCAGCAGGUAUCAGUCUCCAUUUGUGGUGGAGCACCACAAGAAGCUGCUGAAGCUCCGUGAGCAGCUGCUGCUGGACUGCCAGAGGGAGUGGACCAAUUUUAUGGAUCAGUUUGGGGAGCACUAUCACACCAUCAAAAGGGCCAUUAGUCACCUAGCAACCAUGGACUGUCUCUUCUCAUUGGCUGAGGUGGCCAAACAUGGGGACUAUUGCAGGCCAGAAGUGUCAGACAGUGAGCAUCAGAUUGUGAUCAAGGAUGGCAGACACCCUGCUAUAGACCUACUAAUAAGAGGGCAUGGCCAAUAUGUGCAAAAUGAUACGCAACUACAGGCUGAUGGAAAAAGAACAAUGAUCAUCACUGGUCCUAACAUGGGGGGAAAGAGCUCAUACAUCCGCCAGGUUGCCCUGAUCUGUGUUAUGGCCCAAAUUGGCUCCUACGUGCCCAGCUCUGAGGCCCGGCUGGGUAUUUUAGAUGGCAUAUACACCAGAAUGGGAGCGUCAGACAACAUUUACAAAGGUCGCAGCACCUUCAUGGAGGAACUGAGUGAAGCCUCAGAAAUGAUUUCACAUGCGACUCAGCGUUCCCUGGUCAUCUUGGACGAACUCGGCCGAGGAACCAGCACCCAUGACGGCAUUGCCAUCGCCUAUGCUACUCUUGACCAUUUCAUCAGAGUUGUGAGGUCUUUCACUCUCUUUGUGACUCAUUACCCCCCUUUGUGUGAGCUGGAGCGGCUGUAUCCACAACAUGUGUCCAACUACCACAUGUCUUUCCUCCUCAAUGACCCUGAUGAACCCACCGAGAUUGAAGAUGGAGAGGUUCGUCCUGAAUUUAUUACUUUCCUGUACCAACUGAGCGAAGGAGCCGCUGACCGAAGUUACGGCCUUAAUGUGGCCCGCUUGGCUGACAUCCCAGAGUCAAUACUCCUCACUGCGGCCCUCAAGGCCCGAGAGCUGGAGGACGCUGUCAAUUCCCGAAGGAGGAAGAAAUUACUUUCUGAGUUUUGGAACAUCUCGGACAAAUCCUCUCUCAGCGAGUGGCUGCGGUCCAACUUCUGA